Molecule: messenger RNA, 614 nt
Organism: Cladocopium goreaui
Lineage: Eukaryota; Dinophyceae; Suessiales; Symbiodiniaceae
Source: the annotation of a GenBank genome assembly
CGAGCUUUGUCCAUUUGAACUUGGUGCUCGGCGUCGUAAAAAUCGUCGCUGCCACGCCAUUCUGAGAGAUUCACGAUGGGUGUGACAAAGACGAUCAUCAAGGAAGGAGACAAGCAGACAUAUCCCAAACCAGGAGAUAGUUUGCUGAUGCACUACGUCGGCACCUUCAAAGACAAUGGUCAAGUCUUCGAUUCUUCAGAACGUGCUGGACAGCCCAUCCGAUUUCCAGUGGGCAGAGGUCAAGUGAUUCGCGGCUGGGAUGAAGGAGUGAUCAGGAUGUCCUUGGGCGAGAAAGCAAAGCUGGAGAUCACGUCGGACUUUGCGUACGGCAGACAGGGCGCUCCUGGAGUCAUCCCUCCAUAUGCCGACCUUGUUUUUGAGGUGGAACUGCUCGCAAUCAACGAGAAGCAAGCGCCAAAGGAUUUGACUGAUCAGCUUCUAUCCUGCGUGUGCUAUGCAGGUGUGGCAGUGCUGGUGCUGAAAGUCUGCGGAUGCCUUUGAUGCCUUUGAUGCCUUUGAACCGCCCGGACGUCGUGAUACGCAUCGUGUUGCAGUGGCAGUUUGCCCGGAAAAGAGUGCCCUUUUGUGCCCUUUUGUGCGGCAUCACAUCUAGA